Medioppia subpectinata is the source of this 447-nucleotide messenger RNA. NCBI's taxonomy places the organism in Eukaryota, Metazoa, Arthropoda, Arachnida, Sarcoptiformes, Oppiidae. The record is from the annotation of a GenBank genome assembly.
UCGACUCUUUUGGACACUUCCGACACAACGAUGCGAUUUGCCGUAUAUAUAAUGAGUACAUUAACGGCAUUUCAUCCAUACUAUGGCCACAAUAUGGAGCAAAAGACACCCAAAAGAUACUUCACUUUAGGGGUAUUGUGUUGUUGUAUAUCUGGGUUCGUCUUCUUCAUCGGAAUCAUUUUAAUGGUAUUCGGUUCAUCGCCAGCACAUCCCGAAGCCAUUUGGAUCACCGGAAUUGUCUUCCUGUUGACCGGCGGUCUCCUCUUCUUUCUGGGCGUCAGUUCUAUCGGUCUCUACCUCUCCCGCGAAGACAAACGCAAGCGAGACCUCGAGUUGUGCCGAACCAGACAUUACGCCUCCAGUAUAGCCUCCGCCCGAAGUAUAAGAUCUAGUGAUAUAUACCUCAUUGACUGAAACAUACAUUACUAUUAAUCGCACAACACCUGC